This is a messenger RNA of Scheffersomyces amazonensis, 1572 nucleotides long. RefSeq lists its product as uncharacterized. The transcript has a single exon. Bases 135 to 1403 code for a protein of 422 amino acids. The record is from RefSeq and is a predicted model, not a curated record. Gene Ontology annotation, cellular component: endoplasmic reticulum. NCBI's taxonomy places the organism in Eukaryota, Fungi, Ascomycota, Pichiomycetes, Serinales, Debaryomycetaceae.
UCACCUUCAAUUUUUGUCCACCAUCAUCCUGAAUUAGAUUAGCAUGCCGUAACCAGAUUAGGUGUAGAAGUUAACAAUUUCUAUUUAGAUCAAUUCUGUUUAUUAAAGAAAGAGUUGUGUAGGAAGUAAGAAGCAUGAGGUUCUUUUCUUCUUUACUGGUGUCUUUGUUGGCAGUUUUAUCUGUUAGUUCAGCAUUGACUUCUGACCAUCACAAGGAGAGUUUAACAGUAUAUGAAUUGAACUCUCAAUCACAUUCAUCAUCUGAAGCUCCAGUACUUAAUCAAAAGGAUUCAUUGUUAUACUUGGCUGAUAAAUUUGAUGUAAGUGACCAUUUCAAAUUGGGAAAUUCUCAAGAUAAGGAAGAAUUAAUUAAAUUCAUUGAUUCUCAACAUCAAGGAUUGGAAACUAAUUUAAAGCCAAAUUUAUUUAUAUUGAUUAGAGGAAUUAAGAAUGAUUUAUUCUCAGAUGAUUUAACUCCAACCUAUCAAAUCAGUGGCUCAAUUAAAGAUUCGUAUCAUUUACUAUUUAAGAAAUUUCCAAAGAUUCUUAAGAAAUUUCAUCAUAAGAAUGACUUAAUUGAAUUAACUAAUGAAAUCAAAUUAAUUAGUCCUAAGAGUGAUUCCAAUAGAUCAUUAGUAAAUCAUUUUAAAUAUUUCAAUGAUCAAUUAGUACAAAUCUGGCAAUCAUUUACUAGAGGUUCUGGUUCUGAUAAUGAAAUUUUAAUCUCUAAGAGAAAUAGUCAAUUGAAAUUAAUAAAUGAUAAAAUGUUCAUUAAUGAAUUAUCUCAAUUAAUUCAUUUGAAUGAAGCAGAUGUUAAUUCUCAAGAUAUUUUAUUUAUUGAAUUGAAUUCUUUAAUAUCAAUUGCUAAAAAAAUUGGUAGUGAAUCUUCAACUUUCAAAUUUAGUGGGAAAAUCUUGAAAGAUUAUUUACAAAUAUUAUCUAAGAAAUUUAAUAUUUCAAUACUUGUUCCUUCAAUUUCUAAUGAAGAUUCAUCAGCAUUAUCUAAAAAAUUGAAUAAAAGAAGUAAUGAAUUAAAUAAAUUAUUUCAAACUCAUAAAAAGAGACAAACUUCUGAUCAAGUUUAUUUUGCUUCAGAAGAAUCAUGUCAAACUAGUACCAAUAGUUGUGAAGGUCAUGGUGAAUGUAUUCAAGUUGGAGAUGAUAACUCUAAAUGGUUAUGUUCAUGUUCUUCAACCUUUAAUAAAUCAACUCAAAAGACUACAGUUUGGACCGGUUAUAACUGUGGAAAGAAAGAUAUUAGUGCUCAAGCUAAUCUUUUACUUUGGUCAAGUUUGGCAUUACUCUUAAUAUUAGUCGGAGGUGUUCAAUUAUUGAUUAGUAUGGGAAAUGAACCAUUACCUGGAGUUUUAGAAGCUGCUACAAUUCCAAAGAAAAAUCUCUAGACUAUAUUAAUUAUUUACUAUAAUUUACUUCUUGUUUAACUCUUUACUGUUUUUUAUUGAAUAGAUUGGCUUUAUGCCUAAUAUCAUCACAAUUAUCAUUAUCAUAAUUAUAUACAAGUCUAUUUAAAUAUAUCCUUAAAAUAUAAAUUUGUUAAGGCCCAAAGCCAUU